AAAGGAAAUGAAUUUAAACAAAAAAAAAACUAUCGAUUUCGAAUCAAAAUUGAUCCUAUCCUUAUCCUAAAUCACCCAUUAAAGAGGAAUUAGGGUUUCAAAAUCACUAUAACCUGGGGAAUAUUAUAUAAGCUCAAAAUCACUUAUAACUAACCUCGCGUGUCUAACCGCCGGCGAACUUUCUCGCUCCCUCGCUUGUCCGACCGGUGACGGCGAAGUUCUCUCUCUAUCUCUCUUUCUUGCGUGAUCAAACCGAGCAACUCUCCUCUCCCUCUCAAAAACGCUACGGCCACCGUCGAAGCUGUCUCCCUCUCCGAAACGCGCUUGCGACCGACCUGAAAAGAUGGCUGAAGAGGAACUUAAGGCUCUUAACUAUAUUCCAGAGGUUAUAUUGAAGAAGAGGAAAAACAGUGAAGCAUGGGCGUUGAGGAAAAAGGAACAAUUGCAGAAAAAAGAUUUCCAUUUGAGGAAGUCCAAGGACUUUAUAAAAAAGCCAGAUGAUUUUAUUCUUGAAUAUCGCAAUAGGGAGGUGGAUCUCAUUAGAAUGAAAAGGAGGGUCAAGAGGAAACGAGGAGAAAAAUCUACCCUAUGCAACAAGCCCAUAAUAGUCAUUCGUAUACAGGGGAAACAAGACAUGCAUCCUACAACCAGAAAGCACUUAUUCAGUUUGGGAUUGAGAAGAAUAUUCAGUGCUGUCUUUGUGAAACCAACUGAUGGAGUGAUGGCCAAGCUGGCGAGAGUUGAACCAUAUGUUACCUACGGAUAUCCAAAUCUUAAAAGCAUAAAGGAGCUAAUUUACAAGAAGGGACAUGCAAAAAUAGAUAGGCGAAAAGUUCCUCUGACAGAUAAUAACCUUAUUGAGCAGGAAUUAGGAAAGUUUGGUAUAGUUUGCAUAGAAGACAUGGUGCAUCAAAUUGAAAAUGUCGGUCCACACAUUAAGGAAGUUGUCAGAUUUAUGUGGCCCUUUGAACUGAACAAGCCAGCUGAUGGAUUGAAAGGAUUGAAAAAUCGAUUCAAGGAUGGUGGAGAUUCAGGGGACCGUGAGGAUCUCAUCAACGAGCUCAUCAAUAAAAUGAAUUAGUUUAGGUCACAUGAACAAAAUACUAUCAAAGUUUUGAUGGUUUGUGUUAUCCCUCACAUGAAUUUUGAUGGUUUGUAAAAAACAUACUACCGUUUAUUGUUAUGUAGUAUCGUUGCGCCUUCAUUUAUUUCCUUUA
Trifolium pratense (red clover) is the source of this 1217-nucleotide messenger RNA. RefSeq names its product 60S ribosomal protein L7-1-like. Gene Ontology annotation, biological process: maturation of LSU-rRNA from tricistronic rRNA transcript (SSU-rRNA, 5.8S rRNA, LSU-rRNA). Bases 344 to 1081 code for a protein of 245 amino acids. The record is from RefSeq and is a predicted model, not a curated record. The transcript has 6 exons. Lineage: Eukaryota; Viridiplantae; Streptophyta; Magnoliopsida; Fabales; Fabaceae. Gene Ontology annotation, cellular component: cytosolic large ribosomal subunit. Gene Ontology annotation, molecular function: RNA binding; structural constituent of ribosome.